Messenger RNA from Salvia splendens (bonfire salvia), 1120 nucleotides. RefSeq names its product protein cornichon homolog 1. NCBI's taxonomy places the organism in Eukaryota, Viridiplantae, Streptophyta, Magnoliopsida, Lamiales, Lamiaceae. The record is from RefSeq and is a predicted model, not a curated record. Gene Ontology annotation, biological process: vesicle-mediated transport. The transcript has 4 exons. Bases 48 to 434 code for a protein of 128 amino acids.
UCUUGCAAUGGGCAGCAAAUUCCAUUGUUAAUUACUUCUUGAAAAUUAUGGAUUGGGUGUCAUUUCUCUGGAUAAUUUUCACACUCCUUAACCUCACUCUAUUGGGAUUAAAUUUUUAUGAGUUCCUAGGGUUCUCAGAUUUGGAGGCAGACUAUUUGAAUCCCUAUGAAUUAUCAUCUCUUAUCAACUACGUGAUUGUGCCCGAGUAUUUGUUGCAUGGCGCGUUGUGCAUUCUCUUUCUCAUGACGGGGCACUGGAUCAUGUUCUUGCUCUCGCUGCCUACUGCAUACUAUAAUCUCAAGCAGUACCUAUCAAACAAACAUCUUGUCGAUGUCACUGAAGUCUUCAAAGUAGUGAAUACUGGGAAAAAAGCCCAUCUUAUAAAGCUGGCGUUUUAUGUCAUCUUCUUUGGUUUGGUCAUCACAAGGAGCUGAGGCUGGGGUUGGGGCUGGUUCUGGGUCAGGGGCUGGUACUGGCGCUGGCUCGGGUUCAGGGGCACGUGCUGCUACUGUGGCAGCUCCGAAGGUGCCGAAGAAAGUUGUUAGAAAAAGGAAGAUGGAGGAUAAGAUUGAUGGAGUCCUUUCACUGAUGAGUCAGAUCCACACCGACACAAAUGACCGCUUUAAUGAAAUUUCAACUAGGAUUGGUUAUGACUUCGAUCUUAGUACUAAGCGGACUGAAGUUUGUGAUCAACUGGAAGACAUCCCUGGCCUAACUUUGAAACAACAAUUCUAUGUAUCAGAGAAACUAGUGAAGGAGCCGGAGCUUAUGGAUCUCUUUCGGGGAUUGCCAGAGAUUGCUCGUGGGGCCUUUGUCUUUGACCUACUAGAGAUUGUUGGGAUGCUUUAGUCGAAGAAGGCAUGAAGGUUUCGUUCGGGGUACUGUAUUUUGGAUAACUACAUGGGAGUUUUUUUGUCAAUGAUACUACUGAAGAGUUGUCGAAGCAUUUACACAUGGUGAUGGUAUAUGUUUGACCACAACUCUUUUCUUUAGUAUAAUUUUUUGUAUCUAUUAAAACCAUUCGAACCUUAUGUAUUAGGUGAAUGUGUAUGAUAUGCUCUAACCCCCCAAACUUUUAUUGGCAACCCAUCAUUUAUAAUACUCUAUCCAGUAUCAGUCA